AUGGUUGGUCCAGCCAUGAAUGAGAGAGUCAGGAAUUUGAAGCCAUGUGUCAUGGACCAAACAGUUCGUGAGCCUGCGACGAACACACCUUUUGGACACACAGGGUACAUGAAGUAUUUGACGCUCAAGAUCGUUCAAAGGAUGGGGUUCAAAGACAUCGCGAUUAGUGGCCAAUACUAUGGCGAUUCCUACACACCAGAGACCCAGAUCUUGGAGGAAAUGGAGGCGAGGAAAGAAAAAAUGACAGGUAUGAUCGUGAUGUUUGCUCCGAACAAAGAAGAUCGCAAGGCUGGUGUGGAAAGCAUCAAGCGCUUCAACGUGCCCAAUGCGUUUUUGGACCUCACCUUCAAGGCGAGUGUUCGCUUUGCCGAGGCCAACUUUGUGCAGUCAGUUCUAGAAGCGGUCGAAGAAUUGGAUGAAGUUUUUAACAAGAUGAAGUUGCCUCGGGAUCCUUGGCGCCCUGACCCUGAAGUCAACACAAAAGGUGGACAAGGUGAAAUCUCAUUGAACUUGGUAGACAUCAUGGAAUUUCUUGAUCUAAAGCCCAAUGGGGAGAUGAUCGCUGGCCACAAGCAGCGAAUGGAGGAAGCCUUUUCAACCUGGAAGAGAAGUGAAGUUUUUCGGCGCCGGGUAGUGGCAAUUCUAUUUGAAGAAGGGCGUGGCUUGGCAGGCUAUCAAGACUAUGGGCUUGUGACCAAGUUCCUGCGCGAGCAUUUCCCUGAAAAGGAGAAAUACCGCAUCCUGGUUCAUGCCCACGCUGGCAGUCAAAACCAAGAUGUUGCAAGUGUGGAGGCUGUGCAGAGAGGUGCGAAUGGUGUUUGGGCAGCCCUAAUUCCACAAGCUGCUCAGCUAGGCCACAACUCGUCAAUGGUGUUCCUUGACAACAUGCUUAGUUUGGGCAACCGUCAUGUGAUGGUAGAUUUCUGGUUGCAUCAAGCGCGUGAGUGCGCACGCCAUUGCUACUAUCUCAACUUCAACACCUACCGUAUCCCGGAUGACUGUCCAAUCUGGGGUCGUAGGGGUGAUCAACUCACCCACACGGCAUUUAGACGUCAUGAAGGUGGAGAUGAUUGGCGGAAAAGGCGAAACAACUAUUAUGAUGUCUGGGAACAUGAUCAGAGGAAGCAACUCCAGCCCAGAUCAGAUAUUCAAGGAGAAGUGGAGGUUGAGAGGUUGAAUCGUUCUGAAGCUGGCCCUAACAACUUUCGGAUCUCUCCACUUGUGUCAGACAAAGAGACAUGGAGGCAACGGAUUGCUGAACUCAAGGUACUCAGACCGCAAGAACGGGUGGGGGAUUGGGUAGAUGAUAUCAGGGCCCUGGGCUUUGCUCUGAUGAAUGCAAACAUCCGUGCAAACUUGAACGAGAAGGCGACCUUGCAAAGCCUUGCACAAAUUGCCCGCCGAAACCGCGACGAGUCAAUUCCAUGUAGGCAGAUCAAUCCAUAUUUGAAGACAAAUCAUCAAGGAAUUGGCGAAUGA
This is a messenger RNA of Durusdinium trenchii, 1479 nucleotides long. The record is from the annotation of a GenBank genome assembly. NCBI's taxonomy places the organism in Eukaryota, Dinophyceae, Suessiales, Symbiodiniaceae.